AUGUCCGAUGCCGAUAAUGCGCAGCAGACAAUGGGUCGGAUGCCACCGAGAACUCGCUCCAAUUUCGCAACACGUACAGCGAGAGACGACACCGAGCGACUUCAUCGACGUUCUUUUGUGCAGCAGUCCCCUCCAGCCAAUGAGGAAACCCCACUUCUUCCUGACAGCGGCCAGCAAGAGUCGUCACAGAAUGGUCUUGGCUACGAUGGCGCUGAAGAGCAAAUCCAAGUGGUCGAAUCAUUGAUGCAUUGGUUUUCCAGUAAAUUCGACUCUUUCCGGUCGAAUCCACCAAAGUCAAUCACUGAGGCCUCCAAACCAAGGCCUGGUGCUUUCCCAAGGCCAGUUGGGGGCACAGAGAAACUAGGCACCUUUGCUGGUGUCUUUGUGCCCGUGACUUUAAAUGUCUUGAGCAUUUUGAUGUUCUUGAGGUUUGGCUUUAUCCUCGGUCAAGCUGGUCUUGUGGGCAUGAUGGGCAUGCUUGUUGCUGCGUAUCUAAUCAACCUAUUGACCACCAUGAGCAUUUCUGCAAUUGCCACCAACGGCACGGUAAGAGGUGGUGGAGCCUACUACCUCAUCUCCAGAAGUCUAGGGCCUGAGUUUGGUGGCUCGAUCGGCAUCGUUUUCUAUCUAGGCUCAGUGUUCAACACUUCUCUCAAUGCUGUUGGACUGAUUGAUUGUUUCAUCGUCAACUUUGGCACACAUGCCGGCAAUAUGGCCCAAUGGCUUCCUCAGAGCUACUGGUGGCAGUUCCUUUGGGCUACUGCGGUGCUAGCAGUAUGCACGCUUAUCUGCCUGGCCGGCAGCCGUCUGUUCGCGCGUUGCAGCAACGGUUUGCUAAUCAUCCUGCUUGUUGCCAUCAUCAGCAUCCCUUUAUCAGCAGCUAUCAAAGACCCAUUCGUCAAUAUGAAGGAGCACAUUGUAUUCACCGGAUUCAGUCUGGAUACCUUUCGACAGAAUCUCCUGCCUAAUUUCACAAGGGGCGCAGCUGGAAGUGUAGGAAAGCAUCGAGAAAGCUUUCAAGACCUCUUCGGCAUCCUGUUCCCAGCAACCGGAGGUAUUCUUGCUGGUGCGAGCAUGUCAGGAGACCUGAAGCAUCCUAGCAAAGCUAUCCCCAAAGGAACCCUUUAUGGGCUAGGCUUGACAUUCAUCCUGUACACCUUGGUCAUCUUCGCCAUGGCAGCAACUAUAGGCCGGGAAUCCUUUUACAGCAACACAAAUGUCAUUCAGCUUACGAAUAUCUCUGGUGUUGUCAUACUGGCUGGGGAAUUCGCCACAAGCUUGUUCUCAGUGCUUAUGGGUGUCAUUGGGUCAGCCAAGCUCUUGCAAGCACUAUCUCGAGAUCAUCUGAUUCCAGGAAUUUCUCUCUUUGGUCAGGGCACGCGUAUGUCCGACGAGCCCAUCUAUGCGAUCAUCAUUACCUAUCUCAUCGCACAGAUUACCAUGCUCGCAGACAUCAAUCAGAUCGCUUCAUUCAUCACCAUGACGUAUCUCAUGACUUUCCUGGUAACGAACCUCGCCUGUUUUCUCUUGAAGAUUGGGUCUGCCCCAAACUUUCGGCCAUCAUUUCACUUCUUCAAUUCCCAAACAGCGGCAGUGGGGACUAUAGUCUGCGGAGUUACAAUGUUCUUCGUCGACGGCUUCUAUGCCUCUGGAUGCGUAGCUUUGCUGCUUGUCAUCUUUCUACUCAUCCACUACACUACGCCCCCGAAGCCAUGGGGCGAUGUCAGUCAAGGUCUCAUCUACCACCAGGUCCGGAAGUACCUUUUGCGCCUACGUCAAGAACAUGUCAAAUUCUGGAGACCCCAGAUCUUGCUGUUAGUGAAUGAUCCUCGGCGACAAUACAAGUUGAUUCAAUUCUGCAACUCGCUAAAGAAAGGAGGGCUUUUUGUCCUAGGGCAUGUUAUAGUAACCAAGGACUUCGGUUCGGCUGUGCCAGAGGCGAGACAACAACAACGAUCAUGGACCAAGUAUAUUGACUUUUCGAGAAUCAAAGCUUUUGUGAAUAUCGCCAUUUCGCCUACGGUGGAAUGGGGCGCUCGCAAUCUUGUCCUCGGCGCAGGGUUGGGUGGCAUGAGACCGAACAUUGUCGUUAUGGGAUUUUACAAUCUUUCAGAGCUUAGGCAGAAUCAGCCCUCUAUCGACAUACCAUCACCUCAACCUUCGCGACCAUCUAGUAAAGCCGCUAAUCGUCCAGUCGCUCGUAAAGCGAUACAAGCGGCACCUAAGAGAAGGCAGACAGGCAACAUGCAGGGCACACUGCCUACUGAUGCGAUGAGGCCCGAAACCGCAAUCGAUAUACGAAACUACGUAACGGUCAUUGAGGACCUUGUUAUACGACUACAAGCCAACUUCGCUAUUGGUAAAGGGUUCCAAGAGCUUGAAGUACCAUCUGCCAAACCCACCGCAAAGCAGAAAGCACUGAGCGUCCUCGGACUGGGCAAUAUCGAUAUCGACGAUACCAAGAAAAAGUUUAUUGAUUUAUGGCCCAUACAGAUGUCUGCAGAGGUUGCGACUACGGGCGAGGAACCUAGUCGCAACAACGUGUUGACAACAAAUUUCGACACAUAUACCCUGAUCCUCCAACUUGGCUGCAUACUGCAUACGGUUCCAUCAUGGAAGCGAUCAUACAAGCUGAGAGUCUGCGUGUUCGUCGAGUACGAAGCAGAUGUUGAGGAAGAACGAGGACGAGUUACUACACUACUGCGAAACCUGCGUAUCGAAGCCGAAGUGCUUGUAUUCUGGCUAGCAAGUGGCGACUUGGGGAUGUAUGAAGUCAUUCUUAACGGACAUGACGAGGGCAGCUUUGACCAAAUAGCUCGAGAUAUUGAUUACUCUUUGGAAGACGAGCGCUGGUGGCAAGAUAUCAAACGACUUCGCCGACCAGAAGACUUGAGCGCAAGCCAAGAAAUAGCGCAAACUGUCGACAUUCUUGAAGCCGUCACCAGCUGGCCAAUUGCAUCAUUUCAGCAUGGUAGGCAUGAGACGAGGCCGAAGCGUUUCGCCGCACUGCAGAGAAUGCUCCGACGAGCAAAGAAUAGAACAUCUUUGGGUGAUGUGCAGGAAGCUGGUGCUAAGAUCGGGAUGCGCAGCCAAAGACUACCCAUUGAGCUUCUAGCAGACAGUGGCAGCGACUCCGCAAGCUCUACUAGGAGCGAUGAUGGUAAAGAUGACGAUGAAGCUGAUGACGAAGCUAUAGCGAGUGAGAGCGAGGCUGCUGUUAGUGGUAGCAAUUUCGACGAGUACGAUCUUGACGCAUCUACGGAUGAAAGCGACAGCAAUAGCAGCGCGAGACGUCCCAUGCCAUCGCGAAGAACUCAAACAACACCUAGUCCGUCAUUCUUUUCAAAGAAGCUUGACUUGCGAAAAGUGAUUUGGAAGGGUUCGCCAAAAGAUGGCUCGCUGAAGGAUGAUCGGCCCACUUCGGAUUCAGUAACGCCGCUUAAACCACAUCCCGGUGCUGUUGCAUCUGACACUGCUGUUCGUCGUGCCGGACGAGGGAAAAAGUCUAGCAGCAGUGCCAGCUCGACUUCUCAGCUGUCGCCCUCCUCACGAGCAAGAACCGUCAUUCCACCUCUAGUAGGCCCGCAAUCCCUACCAAAAUUUACUUCAAACCCCACACCUCGAACCGUUGUAGCUUCAGAGGAGGCGGCAGGUCCCUCUAUAAUGUUUGUCAAUACCCCCAAGGCAACCGGGGCAGAGGAGAAGAAGGACCCCAUCGCUACGGCGCCAGUCUCUCCCGCCCAGCUCGCAGCAACAGCAGCCAGCUCUCCUCAGAUUUCCGCUACCAAUAGCCCAUUGUCAUCGGCCACUGCUCUCCCUACAUCUCAGGCCACUACCUCUCCAGCAUCAGGUUACCCCGCCCAACAAUCAAUACCACUCUCCUUCAAUGACCUGCCCUGUCGCGCUCAGCACCUCAUACUCAACGAGCUCAUACGGCGUCAGAGCGAUGAUACGGCCGUGGUGUUUACGACGCUGCCAAGUCCGAUAGAGGGGACUUGUGAGAGCGAGGCGGAGAGCGUCAAGUACAUUAGUGAUUUGGAGGUGCUGUGCCAGGGCUUGCCGCCUGUGUUAUUGGUGCAUAGUAAUAGUAUGACUGUUACUAUGAAUCUGUAG
Molecule: messenger RNA, 4113 nt
Organism: Cucurbitaria berberidis CBS 394.84
Lineage: Eukaryota; Fungi; Ascomycota; Dothideomycetes; Pleosporales; Cucurbitariaceae
Product: cation chloride cotransporter-like protein
Exons: 2
Coding region: 1-4113 (1370 amino acids)
Biological process (GO): potassium ion import across plasma membrane; chloride ion homeostasis; cell volume homeostasis
Cellular component (GO): membrane
Molecular function (GO): potassium:chloride symporter activity
Source: RefSeq, a predicted model, not a curated record